Molecule: messenger RNA, 1173 nt
Organism: Porites lobata
Lineage: Eukaryota; Metazoa; Cnidaria; Anthozoa; Scleractinia; Poritidae
Source: the annotation of a GenBank genome assembly
AUGAUGGCUGCGAAAAGAGUAUUUUCAGUCAUAGUUUUUAUGAUUUUAAGCAAGCUUAAGGAAGUACAGAGUGACGAAGUAUGGCAAAAAGAACAAUUCCCAAACCCAGCGAGAGAUAUCGAAGCCUGCGGUCGUCGAGGGAAGGUUUCGUGUAUCUGUGAUCCCGACAACAUUCUCAGCUACGAAACUGCUAACAAGGUCGAAGAGCUUCUGUUUUCUGUAAGGAAGAAUACAGUUUCAGGUUGUAGCACUAGCAGCGAAAAUCCUGGAUUUCAAAUUGGUGUUGCAGUUAUGAAGAAAAUGCAUUGCGUUCCAGAUGAAUCUAUCGCUGUUACAGCUGAAAAUUUCGCUAAACUCUUGCAUGACAGAUGGGGAGUUGGAAACGCGGGAUGCGAUGAUGGCGCGGUUCUCUUGCUUUCGAUCACAGACCGACAGAUUUAUGUGUCCACCGGAAGAGGAGCAAAGGAAAAGUUGACAGAUGACCAGAUCGAUGUCCUUAUCGAAGAAAUAAAGCCGUACUUGAAGAAGCAAAAGUACGACCAAUCUGUAGAGCUUGCGGUUGUAAGGAUGGGCGAAGUUUUCAGUGGAAAGGUUUUAAAACAGCCAAUCUCCGUCAUAUUUUUUGGGGUCGCUGCUUUUGGGCUGUACAUUGCAUUCAAGAGUGAAGAUGAGCGUUAUGAUUGCACCACAAAACUGGAAAGGAUCCAAGAGGAGCGAGACAGAGCUAAGCAGUGCCAGAAAUCUUAUGCAAGCAAGUCCUGCCCCAUUUGCUUGGAAGAAUUCCAGCCCGAGACCAAAACCAGACUGCUAGUGCGUGGUCACAAGUACUGCGAGCCCUGCUUAGUGAAGUGGCUGGAGGAUCAUGUCACUUGUCCAAUAUGCCGAAAGGCAGCGGACAGACGCGGUGGCGACGAUGGGGCCUGCCACUCAUCUAGUACCUUGGACUUCACUCCCGAGCUUCAGUUCAGACUGAUGAUGCUUCAGUUACGGCACCCAUUUUUUAUCACCAGCAGCAUGGUGGACAGGUGGAGUAGCAGCAGCUAUACAGGAAGCUUUCUGUCUGAUCCUCUCUUUUUCAGAUCAUCCAUGCCUGGUGGUGGUAGCUUUGGAAGUGGGAGUGAAUUUGGUGGAGGUGGAAGUAGUGGAGGUGGAGGACGAGGGGGAAGCUGGUAG